Octodon degus (degu) is the source of this 4774-nucleotide messenger RNA. RefSeq names its product TEK receptor tyrosine kinase (gene Tek). Gene Ontology annotation, biological process: positive regulation of MAPK cascade; positive regulation of kinase activity; cell surface receptor protein tyrosine kinase signaling pathway. The transcript is spliced from 22 exons. Gene Ontology annotation, molecular function: transmembrane receptor protein tyrosine kinase activity; protein binding; ATP binding. The record is from RefSeq and is a predicted model, not a curated record. Bases 451 to 3873 code for a protein of 1140 amino acids. Gene Ontology annotation, cellular component: plasma membrane; signaling receptor complex. NCBI's taxonomy places the organism in Eukaryota, Metazoa, Chordata, Mammalia, Rodentia, Octodontidae.
CUCGUCGCAUACCAUACAGAGGUGGAGGGCUUGUUGUUCUCAGCUCUCCGCCUAUUAGAGGAUACCCCUAUUGUUUCUGAAAAUGCUGACCAGGACCCACACUUCCAGCAAAAAUCCCUCUAGCCCUACAACAGCUGCAAACGCAGGAGCAGAAGCAGCAGAUAAGUGUUUUGAUAAACUGCAAGAUGGACAAGGCUUGCAGUGCCCCCAGAACUGCUGAUACCAAAUGCCUUUAAGAUACAGCCUUUCCCAUCCUAAUCUACAAAGGAAACAGGAAAAAGGAACUUAAAACUCCCUGUGCUCAGACAGAAAUGAGACUGCCACAGCCUGCUUCGUUGCUGUUCUUUCUUGUGUCUGACUUGUAAACAAGAGCCUGUAGAACAUGCAAAUGGAAAGUCACGAAGCUCUGGGUUUCUGAAGGGAUCCUUGGGGCCUCAUGCACGCCUGUGGAUGCUGGAUGGAGAAAUUUGGCAAAGCAUGGACUCUUUAGCUAGCUUAGUUCUCUGUGGACUCUGCUUGCUCCUGUCUGGAACAGUGAAAGGUGCCAUGGACUUGAUCUUGAUCAAUUCCCUACCUCUUGUAUCUGAUGCUGAGACCUCUCUCACCUGCAUUGCCUCUGGAUGGCAACCUCAUGAGCCCAUCACCAUCGGAAGAGACUUUGAAGCCUUAAUGAACCAGCACCAAGAUCCACUGGAAGUUACCCAAGAUGUGACCAGAGAAUGGGCUAAAAAGGUCAUUUGGAAGAGAGAAAAGGCUAGUAAGAUCAAUGGUGCUUAUUUCUGUGAGGGACGAGUUCGAGGACAGGCAAUAAGGAUAAGGACCAUGAAGAUGCGUCAACAAGCUUCCUUCCUCCCAGCUACUUUAACUAUGACUGUGAACAAGGGAGAUAAUGUAAGUAUAUCUUUCAAAAAGGUGGUAAUUAAAGAAGAGGACGCCGUGAUUUACAAAAAUGGCUCCUUCAUCCAUUCUGUGCCCCGGCAUGAGGUCCCUGAUAUUUUAGAAGUGCGCCUGCCACAUGCUCAGCUGCAAGAUGCUGGUGUGUACUCAGCCAGAUACAUAGGAGGCAACCUCUUCACCUCAGCCUUUACCAGGUUGAUUGUCCGGAGAUGUGAAGCUCAGAAGUGGGGCCCUGACUGUAACCGUCUGUGCACUGCUUGCAUGAACAACGGUGUCUGCCAUGAAGAUACUGGGGAGUGUGUUUGCCCCCCUGGAUUUAUGGGAAAGACAUGUGAGAAAGCAUGUGAGCUGCACACAUUUGGCAGAACUUGUAAAGAAAGCUGUAUUGGACCACAGGGAUGCAAGUCUUAUGUCUUCUGUCUCCCAGACCCCUAUGGGUGCUCCUGUGCCACAGGCUGGAAGGGACUGCAGUGUAAUGAAGAAUGUCACCCUGGUUAUUAUGGGCCAGACUGUAAGCUUAGGUGCCGUUGCACAAAUGGCGAGAUCUGUGAUCGGUUCCAAGGAUGUCUCUGCGCUCGAGGAUGGCAAGGCCUCCAGUGUGAGAGAGAAGGAAGGCCAAGGAUGACUCCAGAGAUAAAAGACUUGCCAGACUACGUAGAAGCAAAUAUUGGCAAAUUUAACCCCAUCUGUAAAGCCUCUGGCUGGCCACUACCUGCUAAUGAAGAAAUGACCCUGGUGAAGCCGGACGGGACAGUGCUCCAGGUAAGAGUGACUCUUAACCCCCUUCUGAUGCCGUCAUGUGGUUUCAGUGCAGAACUCUUCUUGGCAAAGGCUGUAUUUCACUCAGGACUUUAUCUUCUCACCAUCCAGUGUGUUGCUCGCUUUGUGGAAGAGCCAUUUUCCAGGGAAUGCCAAGUUCUUCCAAAGCCCCGAAAUGCCCCAAAUGUGAUGGACAUUGGACACAACUUUGCUGUCAUCAACAUCAGCUCCGAGCCUUACUUUGGGGAUGGACCGAUCAAAUCCAAGAAACUCCUGUACAAACCAGUUAAUCAUCAUGAGGGCUGGAGACACAUUCAAGUGACAAAUGAGAUUGUUACACUCAACUAUUUGGAGCCUCGGACAGAAUAUGAGCUCUGUGUGCAGCUGGUCCGUCUUGGAGAGGGUGGAGAAGGGCACCCUGGACCUGUGAGGCGGUUCACAACAGCGUCCAUAGGACUCCCUCCUCCCAGAGGGCUCAGUCUCCUACCAAAAAGUCAGACCACAUUAAAUUUGACCUGGCAACCAAUAUUUCCAACCUCAGAAGAUGAAUUUUAUGUGGAAGUGGAGAGGAGGUCUGCACUAAUAAAGAGUGACCAGCAGAGUAUUAAAGUGCCAGGGAACCUGACUUCAGUGCUACUUAACAACUUACACCCCAGGGAGCAGUACAUUGUCCGCGCUAGAGUCAACACCAAGGCCCAUGGAGAAUGGAGCGAAGACCUCACUGCUUGGACUCUUAGUGAUGUUCUUCCUCCUCAACCAGAAAACAUCAAGAUCUCCAACAUCACAGACUCCUCGGCUGUGAUUUCUUGGACCAUAGUGGAUGGCUAUUCCAUUUCUUCCGUUAUCAUCCGUUAUAAGGUUCAAGAUGAACAUGAAGACCAGCACAUUGAUGUGAAGAUCAAGAAUGCUACCAUCACUCAGUAUCAGCUGAAGGGGCUCGAGCCUGAAACGGCUUAUCACGUGGACAUUUUUGCUGAGAACAAUAUAGGGUCAAGCCACCCAACCUUAUCUCAUGAACUGAUGACCCUCCCAGAGUCUCAAGUCUCAGCAAGCCUUGGAAGUGGGAAGAUGCUGCUGAUAGCUAUCCUUGGCUCUGCUGGGAUGACCUGUUUGACGGUGCUGUUGGCCUUUCUGAUCAUGCUGCAACUGAAGAGGGCAAGCAUCCAACGGAGAAUGGCCCAAGCCUUCCAAAAUAGGGAAGAACCAGCUGUGCAGUUCAACUCAGGGACUCUGGCCUUAAACAGGAAGGCCAAGAACAACCCGGAUCCCACAAUUUACCCGGUGCUUGACUGGAAUGACAUCAAAUUUCAAGAUGUGAUUGGAGAGGGCAACUUUGGCCAAGUUCUUAAGGCCCGCAUCAAGAAGGAUGGGCUACGGAUGGAUGCCGCCAUCAAGAGAAUGAAAGAAUACGCCUCCAAAGAUGACCACAGGGAUUUUGCAGGGGAACUGGAGGUGCUCUGUAAACUUGGAAAUCAUCCAAACAUCAUCAAUCUCUUGGGAGCCUGCGAACAUCGAGGCUACUUGUACCUGGCCAUUGAGUACGCCCCCCAUGGAAACCUCCUGGACUUCUUGCGCAAGAGCCGUGUGCUAGAGACCGAUCCUGCCUUUGCUAUCGCCAACAGCACGGCUUCCACACUGUCUUCACAACAGCUUCUUCAGUUUGCUGCAGAUGUAGCCCGGGGGAUGGACUAUUUGAGCCAAAAACAGUUUAUCCACAGGGACCUGGCUGCCAGAAAUAUUUUAGUUGGUGAGAACUAUCUAGCCAAAAUAGCAGAUUUUGGAUUGUCCCGAGGUCAAGAAGUAUAUGUGAAAAAGACAAUGGUGAGUUGUUCAGUUGCCUGGCUCUUGGCAAAGGAACCUGAGCGUGCAGUCUUUGAUUCAUGGUUCUGCAUCUGUUCCUGCAGGUGGUCAUAUGGUGUGUUGCUGUGGGAGAUCGUCAGCUUAGGUGGCACGCCCUACUGUGGGAUGACAUGCGCAGAACUCUACGAGAAGCUGCCCCAGGGCUACAGGCUGGAGAAACCCUUGAACUGUGAUGAUGAAGUGUAUGAUCUAAUGAGACAAUGCUGGCGGGAGAAACCUUAUGAGAGGCCAUCGUUUGCUCAGAUAUUGGUGUCUUUAAACAGGAUGUUAGAAGAACGAAAGACCUAUGUGAACACCACGCUGUAUGAGAAGUUUACCUACGCAGGAAUCGACUGCUCGGCUGAGGAAGCAGCGUAGGAUGAAAAAUCUCCCUCUGUGCAGCCUGGCUUUCCUUCACCUGCUAAGCAAGCAGGCAAACCUGUGUGCAGCGAUGUGAUAUAGAAGUGUACACGUACUGCUGUAUGUCUGGGACCUUCAACCCAAAGCCCCGUGUGGAUCAAUAGAUUGCUCAGAUUCUCAAAGGACUGUAUAUACUGUUUCGAGUCAGAAUGUGCUGGAAUCAGAAGGCUUAUUUGUGAUUUCAUACGCAAUAAUAUAUUUUUCUAAAAGUGAAGAUUUCCUAGGGAGUGUGAAUACAUUUACCACUAUAAUGUGUAACUUUUUCUUUGAUAUUUUUGAUACUUACCUUUAUAAUUGAAUGCUAUAAUGUGUUUUUGCUAUGUAGAAGUAAACUGUUGUUAAUAAACAUAACAAUUGCCAUGACAGUGAAGGUUAGGAAAGGGAAAUACGUGAAUUUGAACAGGGUAUGGGUUAAUAUUCAAGAGGCUGAAUAAUUCAAGGGUGUAAAAGAGAUAAUUUUAUCCAAAUUUUGUCCCUUACCUGUGGAAGCUGGCCAAAUUUUAUAAGACAGUAUGACAGUUUUGUCUUGCUUUUACAUUGCUCACAAUUCAGUCCAGAUGCUGAUGUAUCAAACAAUGAUAUAGAAGCCUCAGAAUCUUUAGGGAAAUAAUAAAGUUAUAUUUAUUAGUGGGAUUUACCUUUUAUUUCCCUGGUAAUUUUGACUUCCAUAUUUUAAGAAAUAAAAAAAAAAUAAAGACAGGAAGAACACUUGGGAGACAUAUGACAUUUACUGAAGUAACACCAUGUACUACACAUUGUAACGUUUUAAUUGCGAUUGUUGUGAGUUUACCAUUUAUACUAUAGGCACAUGUUGCACUGAGAUAUUUUAAGUGAAUAAAUUUCUUGUCUACUCAUUUUA